Macrobrachium nipponense is the source of this 576-nucleotide messenger RNA. RefSeq names its product failed axon connections homolog. Bases 1 to 576 code for a protein of 191 amino acids. Gene Ontology annotation, cellular component: cytoplasm. The transcript is spliced from 5 exons. The record is from RefSeq and is a predicted model, not a curated record. Lineage: Eukaryota; Metazoa; Arthropoda; Malacostraca; Decapoda; Palaemonidae.
AUGUCGCCGUUCGUUAUCAAACUGGAGUCGUAUCUGAGACUGGCUGACAUCCCAUAUAAGGUGGACUUCGACGAGCCCCUGGGUCCGAAAGGGAAAACCCCCUGGGUGACCAUAAACGGGAAGGACCUGGCAGACUCUCAGCUAGUGAUAGAGAACCUCGGGAAGGAGUUCGGGAGAGAUACGAGUACCCACCUGACGGCUGAUCAGAAAGCCAUCGCUAGGGCCUUCACCGUCAUGAUGGACGAACAUCUCAUAUGGGGUUUGAGGGUGUGGCGCUAUGACACUGACAAGUGUGCGGGGUUUGCCGAAUGCAUGGAAGGCGUUCCCGCCUUUUUAAAGCUCGCGAUGCCUCUUUACCGCAAGAAGAUGAUGAAUGAUCUCUGGCACCAAGGAAUGGGACGACACACGUUUUCAGAGGUUGUCGAUAUCGUCAGGAAAGAUUUGACUGCUCUGUCAAACCAGCUGGGUGAAAAUCCUUACCUGAUGGAUUUAAGUAACCUUGAAUCCUACGUGAGGAGGCUAAGGGAGCAACUUUGGCCAGACUGGGGACUGUGUCUUCAGCCACCAAAGUACUAG